AUGGCGACCGAGCUGGAGGAUCUCGUUGAGCACAUGAGACGGUUCGCGUGGCCAGAUUACCUGGUGUUCGUGUCGAUGCUGUUCCUGUGCAUCCUGAUCGGCGUGUAUUUUGGGUUCGUGCAGCGCAAGCCCAACACCGAGGCCGAAUAUCUGAUGGGUGGCCGCACGAUGCUAGUGUUCCCGAUCGCGCUUUCGCUCAUUGCCAGCUUCAUCUCCGGUAUCACGCUGCUCGGGCUUCCGACGGAAGUGUACUCGUUCGGCAUUCAGUACGUGUACGUGGCGCUCGGCGUGACGCUGAUGGGGCUCGUGAUGGGAUACAUCUAUCUGCCCGUUUUCCACCGGCUCAACAUCACGUCGACCUACGAGUACCUGGAAACCCGCUUCGAUCGUCGGCUACGCAUGUUCGGAUCGAUCAUGUUCACCAUUAUGAAUAUUGGUUACCUACCGAUCGUUAUCUACGUUCCUGCGUUGGCAUUCAAUCAAGUGACGGGCGUCAACAUUCACGUCAUCACACCCAUCGUGUGCGUCGUGUGCGUGUUCUACACCUGUGUGGGUGGACUGAAGGCCGUCGUGUGGACGGACGUCGUGCAGACAUUUUCCAUGUUCGGAGCGCUGGUGCUGGUGGCCGUCAAGGGUACCGUUGAUCUCGGUGGCUCGAGUGUGGUGUUCAGCAGGGCAUGGGACACUGGACGCUUGGAACGGCCCAAUUUUGACUUCAAUCCUACCACACGGCACACGCUCUGGUCGCAGCUGAUCGGAGGCUUCGUGUACUGGCUGCAAACGAAUGCCGUCAGCCAGAACAUGAUCCAGCGGUAUCUGUCGCUCCCGUCGGUUGCGGCCGGACGACGCGCCCUCUGGAUCUUUGUGUUCGGCGUUUGCCUGCUGAUGUCGCUGUGCAGCUACUGUGGGCUGCUCAUCUACGCCACCUACCAGCAGUGUGAUCCACUGACGACGAAGCUCGCCCGGGCCAAGGACCAACUGUUGCCGCUAUUUGUGAUGGACAUUCUCCGGGACAUGCCCGGCCUUCCGGGGCUGUUCGUGGCGGGUGUGUUCAGUGCGGCGCUCAGUUCACUGUCCACCUGCCUCAACUCGAUGUCGGCAGUCAUACUGGAGGACUUUGUGAAACCGUUCGUCCGCAAGCCCCUGUCGCAGCGAUCGAUCAACUGGAUCAUGCGCUCGGUUGUGGUGGGCGUUGGGGCGCUCUGUGCCGCUCUCGUGUUCGUAGUGGAAAAGAUGGGCACCGUCUUGCAGCUGACGAUGAGCCUGGAAGCGAUCACGAAUGGGCCACUGCUGGGUACCUUCACGAUAGGGAUUCUCAUCCCGUGGGUCGGUUCCGGGUGUGCCCUUACCGGAGGUAUUGUCGGCGUGGCGUUCAUGUCGUGGUUGAGCCUGAAGGCACAGUACUGGGUCGCCACCGGUACGAUCGUGUUUCCCCACAAACCGAUGUCUGUCGACGGGUGUUCCUACGACUUCGACCGAUCGCUAAUCAACGCCACCAGCACGAGCCUUUACACCACCGACGACAUCUUUCCGUUGUUCCGUGUGUCCUACAUGUGGUAUACAUUCCUCGGUGCAGCCGUCACCAUCUUCGUGUCGCUGCUCAGCACGAUGCUCAUCUACGGGCGCAUCGAUCCGAAAACCGUUUCGCCCGAUCUGCUGGCCGGUUUCGUGAGCCGAUACGUUCAUGGAGCGGACGUCGCCAACCGGCGACGACCCCACGCCGCGUCCGGUGGUACCAGUACCAAUGGGAAAACAAACAUGCAUGAAUCAGCAUUAUAGUAGUAAGGAGGUUGGAGGACAAUC
Molecule: messenger RNA, 1803 nt
Organism: Anopheles cruzii
Lineage: Eukaryota; Metazoa; Arthropoda; Insecta; Diptera; Culicidae
Gene: bumpel
Product: sodium-coupled monocarboxylate transporter 1
Exons: 9
Coding region: 1-1779 (592 amino acids)
Biological process (GO): transmembrane transport; sodium ion transport
Cellular component (GO): membrane
Molecular function (GO): symporter activity
Source: RefSeq, a predicted model, not a curated record